AGUAUUUGUUCGCACGUCCCUUAAUAAACAAAGACCAUAAAUGUAGCCUAGCCAAUCUGUCAAUAUGAACCCCCAAUUUUUAAAGCCUAUUCCCCUAAUCUCUCACCUCCUUCCCCCUUAAAUUCCUAAUCCGUCCACUUUGCCUUUCAUUUUGUGUAAUCUACCUAAACCCAUUCCAUGCUUAGAUACUAUAAUAGCCACAUUAAUCACCACAUAAUAGUAUUAGAUCAAGAUACUCAAGAUUGCACCUACCACAAAGUGACAAGUUAACCAGCUCCAAAUCUCAAGAAAAAUGAAAAGUAAAUUCAAAAACCCAUAUACACCUCAAGAAGAAGACACUUACAUGUCUCAAGAUUCCCCUCCUUCUUCCACCACAUUAAACAUCGAUGGCUCAGUCACUUCCAUCUCUUCACCAUCAAAGAAAAGCAGAAGAGCCAUAAACAAAAGGGUAGUGCAAAUCCCAAUCAAGGAACCUCAAGGAUCAAGGCUUAAAGGAGAGAGUAAUACCCCACCGUCCGAUUCAUGGGCAUGGAGAAAGUACGGUCAGAAACCCAUCAAAGGUUCCCCUUAUCCAAGAGCGUACUACAGGUGUAGCAGUUGCAAAGGUUGUCCAGCGAGGAAACAAGUGGAGAGAAGCCGCGUGGACCCCACAAUGCUCGUCAUAACCUAUUCCUCAGACCACAACCACCCAUGGCCGGUUUCACGAAACACAACAAGACUCGCCGUGAAGAAAACCGAACCAGACCCGGUCGAACCGGAAGAGAAAUUUACCGGAAACUUGGUUGGGGACGAGUUGGGGUGGUUAGGAGAGAUGGAUACGACGUCGUCAGCUCUUCUAGAAAGUUCUAUAAUGGCAGAAUUCGAUGCUGACGUGGGGUCCUUAAUGUUGCCGAUGGGGGAAGAAGAUGAGUUGCUUUUCGCUGAUCUUGGGGAGUUGCCGGAGUGUUCGACGGUGUUCCGGCGUGGGUUGUUGGAUGGACGGCGGCGGUUAACGGCUCCGUAAUGUGGGACCACAACAAGUUGACAAAUUGGUGCACCAUUUGACACGUUCUUCGCGCGUCUACAUCUACACAAGAAAAAGAUACAUUCUGAUUUAUUUUAUUCUUUCUUGUUUUUCAGAUUGUUCCUAUUUUGUUUAUUUUAAUAAAUAAAUAAAUAAAUUAGUAUC
Messenger RNA from Lathyrus oleraceus (garden pea), 1168 nucleotides. Its product is annotated as probable WRKY transcription factor 65. The transcript is spliced from 3 exons. Gene Ontology annotation, cellular component: nucleus. Gene Ontology annotation, molecular function: DNA-binding transcription factor activity; transcription cis-regulatory region binding. NCBI's taxonomy places the organism in Eukaryota, Viridiplantae, Streptophyta, Magnoliopsida, Fabales, Fabaceae. Gene Ontology annotation, biological process: regulation of DNA-templated transcription. The record is from RefSeq and is a predicted model, not a curated record. Bases 293 to 1003 code for a protein of 236 amino acids.